Molecule: messenger RNA, 1192 nt
Organism: Humulus lupulus (European hop)
Lineage: Eukaryota; Viridiplantae; Streptophyta; Magnoliopsida; Rosales; Cannabaceae
Product: transcription factor IBH1-like
Exons: 1
Coding region: 373-942 (189 amino acids)
Biological process (GO): regulation of DNA-templated transcription
Source: RefSeq, a predicted model, not a curated record
CUCUUAUUCUCUUUCUUUCCCAAUUCCCAAAUCUUUCUCUCUCUUUCUCUCUCUCAUUAUGGUUAUACUUUUCCCAUAAGAACUCAAUAUAGUUUUCUGGUUUUUUUUCUUGUCCUUUAAAAUAAGCAAUAGGAAUUUAGAUAGAGAGAGUACCCUUUUUGGUGUCAGAAGGGAGAAAAUCCCAAUAAACUCAUCAAUUAUAUCCAUUUCGCGCAUUCUCUCGUCGUUUCUCUCCAUGCAAAAACGUUUAUUCUCACUUGUCCUAUUACUAUAAAUAUAACCCUUAACAUCCCGAACCCUACAAUAAAUUUCACUGUUUUCCUUUUUCUUCUCUCAUCUUUUUGGAUCAUAAUAAACCUUCUGACCACCAUCAUGAAAACUUGUCCAAAACUGGGUUCAAUAGUCGCGUUAAACGACAACGACUCUCGUCGUAAAAGUAGUACUAGAACCAAGUUUGCCUUGAGAUUUAUCCGAUCUCUCAUGGAAAUGAAAAGGCGUGGGCAUGUUUCUUCUUCUUCUUCUAAUACUGAUAACAAUAAUGUCUCGUCUGCAGUGGAAAGAAGCGAGAGGAUAAAGGUGGCAGCGUAUUCUUCGAUGGCGCAUGCAGUGGGGCCGAGGAGGGCUUGGGCCAGAGCUCUCAUCUUCAAACUUCGAAGGAGGGCAAAACGACGACGCGUUUUGAUGAAAAUGAACAGAUCGAAAAGUCUUACCUGCUUGGUCUUGAAAAAGAAGAAGAAGAAAAAGUUGAAGAAGAAAAGGGUUGUUGAUUACGACGAUGAAGAUGACGUAUUAAGUCAUACUGAUAGGCUUCGAGGACUUGUGCCUGGUGGGAAAGCCAUGGAUAUAUGCAGUUUGUUCGAUGAAACUGCUCAUUUUAUUAUGUCUCUUGCUACGCAGGUGAAGGUUAUGCAGGAUAUUGCUGAUCACUUAUCAUCAAAAUGAGUAUGUAUGUGAGAGAGUAUAUAUAAAUAAAUAUAUUUUUAUAUACGACAUAUAUUAAUUUAAAGAUAUGUUUAUUUAUGAAAUUGGAAAAAUAGUUAACACUUUCAUCAUGAUAUUUAUAGGGAGAGAAAGAGAGCUUAUAUACUUUUUUUUACUGAAUAUACAGUAUUUGGUUACUAAUUAUUAUGUCCGCCCUCUUAAAGGGGCAAUUUGAUCUAUAUAUUCUAGGCUGCAACGAUCGAUUAAUGUC